Trichoderma virens Gv29-8 is the source of this 6072-nucleotide messenger RNA. RefSeq lists its product as uncharacterized. Gene Ontology annotation, biological process: phosphorelay signal transduction system; protein autophosphorylation. Bases 1 to 6072 code for a protein of 2023 amino acids. The record is from RefSeq and is a predicted model, not a curated record. Lineage: Eukaryota; Fungi; Ascomycota; Sordariomycetes; Hypocreales; Hypocreaceae. Gene Ontology annotation, molecular function: histidine phosphotransfer kinase activity; phosphorelay sensor kinase activity; protein binding. The transcript has 2 exons.
AUGGCAGCACGCCGCUCUAGCUAUCCGUUCUCUUCCCCGAAUCCCACUGCAGACUCGACUCCUUCCAGGCCCUCGGUCUCGCGGCGUAUAACUGAUGUGAAUGGCCGGGGUGCCAAUGAUGAUGACCACCAGGACCAGGACCAGGACCAGGAACACAGCCAGAACCAGAGCCAGAGCCAGAGCCGGGACAAUGUCGAUGUCAAUCUCCGUGUCGAUACCAAUGCCAAUGCCAAUGUCAAUGCUUACAUCAGUGCCAAUCUCAACACCAAUGUCGAUGACGAUGACGACGAUAGCCACGACUGUUCGCCCACUGCUCUACGUUCCUCUGUAGCCAACGGUUCCUCAGAAGGUGAGACGCCAACGGCUGAGGCACAAGCCCAAUCGCAGCAGAAGCUUGUUGAAUAUCGGGGAAAGUUGAUCCGCGAUCUGGAGCUGCGGGACCUCUCCGCUCACGAACUGCACCUGGGCCAGCCCGAUAAGGCCCGCGUGGCACCCAUUCUUGAGGAUGCAGUCUUGAAUUCCCCCUAUCCAACCUCUACCUUUACCACCGCGUCGACCGAGUCUGGAAACACAAUUCGAGGAGGCAUGACCCCGGCACCCAUUGCAAGCACUCCAUCAUACCCUUUCCCUCGGAUGACUAUGCCGCCUGGAAGCCUUGGCCCGUCAGGUUUUCUUCAAUCCGCCACUCAACCAUCAGCUGCAUCAGGUUCCUCCCGCUCUCCCCAAGUGAUAGCCUUUGAACAUCGCGGCGUGCUUGAUAGAGUCCUAUCAGAGACGUCAACCCCGGCUUCGGUUUUGAACUUCCAACCAGGAACCACACCGCAACCCGACAACUUUGACUUCCCCACCCCUAACCUGUAUGAUCUCUCGUUAAUGCUUUCUGCCGAACCAGGCCUCGAUGCCUGGUGGAGCACAGUCGUCCAGGUUAUGCGAGAAGUGUACAAGGCCGAGCGUGUGACGUUGGCAGUCCCAGCCGAUACCACAGACAUUGAGAACGUGCCUUGGGGACAAAAGGCUACAUACAAUGAACAUGAGCAGGAUGACCUCAGUAUGGAAUACUUGGCUAGGGGCACCAGUGCUGUACAGAGUACGGAUAACGAUGCCAUCGAUGAUGUUGUCGCCAGCCCUACAGCUGGCACACCUGUGGACGGACCGAAACGACCUGGUUUCGUAAGCCGUCACUCCUUUACUAGCUUCGAAGAGAAUAAAGAGAGGUCGCAGGACGGACUAGUAAUGGCGGCACCUCGUCGGCCUACCUACUUGACGAGGAGUCAAACUCACACUGCAUCCAUCCACACUGCGGCAGCACAGACAAAUGACCACGCCAAGCUCAACAAAAGCACCCUUGAGCAGCAUGACUACAUCGAAGAAGAGCAACAGCAGCAACAGCGAGAUAUCCCCAGCUGGGAAGCGCCUUUUGCGGCCAAGUACAACGGCCAGGGCAGAGUCCUUCCUGUUCUCCAAGCUCUUGAUUAUGAGGCUGACCCUCUAAUUGACAACACUGGCGUCAUGAGAGUGUUGGAGCGCGGGCGACCUGUUGCCUUGACAAGGAAUUAUCCUUACUUGGCGCCAGCGACUCCGUCUGUACCACCGACGGGACAGGCGGGAGUCCUCAGGUCUGGCCCAAGGACGCCCGGCCAAGAGCUGCCAAAGAAACCUAAGAAUAAGAGAUCCGACUCUGCAACCAAGCUGACGUCCUUCUUUUCCGGCGCCACAGGUGCCCGUUCCUCCAUCAGAGCUAAGGUUCAUUUUGGCGACACCAUACUAGAUGACGACAGCCCAAGGCCGCCCACUCCAAAAUAUGAAGAGUAUGAACAAACCCCUCCGUCGCCGUGGUCGCAGUCUCCGGCACCGUCACCCGCAGUUAGGCCUGAUCCAAAAGAAAACCCCUUCUUCACCGAUGCUACCGUUGAUGAGGACUCUUUUAACCCCGACCCCACACCGACGGAUUACACCACGCUGCGCCCUCCUGAAGCUAUUGGCGUUGAUCACUCCUGGACGGUUCUGCAUAUACCCCUUUCAAACGUCUUGGCCUCUAAACUGCAGCCCCAUCCCUUUAAGCUUGAUGCCACCACGAUGCAGCAGAAAUCGCAUUCGAGAAGCAGCCAAUCACCAGAGAGCACCCAUCGCCACCAUCUUACGGAACCCGAGAGUCAAAAAAGAGACAAGCCCGCUCCAAUUGCUAUUUUAUCCAUUCUCAGCCCUGUCAUCCCAUACCCAGCCAACUUGCGGCACUCGCUAGAGCACCUUGCACCACAUCUCGCCACGUCUUUUUCGCUGUGUCGACACUAUACCAAUCUCGAGACAGAACUUGCCGGGCUCAAGCGAAGAAGACCAUCCACGACUGGAUUCGGUGCAGUCUCGGCAUACGGCCAGUCUGUGGAGAGCGCUGCUUACCUCGCUGCGGACGACGCGGCUGUUUUACAGCAAUCGUUGCCUGGGAGCAUCACCAGUCCAAGCGACUAUUCCGGUAUUUCUAAAAGUACGACCGGCUCACCGACGGGCACUCCCGGAUGGGAUUCAGGGGCUCUGAUUUAUCUUGCGGAAAGGCGACAGCCUGCGGCCAGUCCGGCGGGCAUCUCUCAAUCGUCAGGAGGGUAUUUCGGCAGCAAGCUUGCGAGGCAGAGCUCACAGCGGUCUCGAGCUGGAUCCAAGGAGGAUCCUUCGGGAGACGUGCGACCAUCUCGCUUGUCUGGCAAUAAGGCCCCUCAAACUCCCCAGGCUGCCGUGACGGACACCGACGAGUUGGCAGAUAAACACACAGGGAGCUCUGAUGAACCUAAUCCAAAGGAUGUUCACUCCCGAAAUAGCCUGGAUGGAAGUAUUGACCUUGACCCCUUGGUGGGCGAUAGAUACCUCGAGUCUUUGAAGUUCGACCAGGGUCCGUUGAAACGAAGUCACACUCUUCUGCACAGCUAUGGGGCAGACUUCGCUUCGACGUUCCAAUCACUUCCCCCCGGCGCCAGCCUACCCGGCCGGCCCCCGCUGUCAUCUAACCCAGGCGUUCUGCAGAGAAGCAGCUCAUUCAUCGCCUCAGCUGCUGACAUGCCACCACCUUCUGAUAAAUUGAAGGGCCUCAUACUGGAUUCGUUGCCGGCCCAGGUAUUCGUUGCGUUACCACAGACGGGUGAAAUUGUCUGGGUCAAUAGCCGUUACCUGUCCUACCGAGGACAGACAGUGGCAGAUCUAUCCGCGGAUCCUUGGGGUAGCAUUCACCCAGACGAGCGCGAUGAAUAUCUCAGCGCCUGGAGCCACUCGCUGCGAACUGGAGAGCAGUUUUCUAGUACGGUAAGAAUUAAGAGGUUUGAUGGCGCUUACAGGUGGUUUUACGCUCGUGCUGUAGCUUCCAAAGACAAGCGAGGGACUGUUGUGCAGUUCCUAGGUUCAUACCUGGAUAUUCAUGAGCAGCGCAUAGCAGAAAUCAAAGCAGCCCGCCAACAGGAGGUUGAGGCCUCAGAAGCGAAGCACCGCCUACUAGCCAACCUGAUCCCGCAAAUCAUCUUUACGGCAACGGAGGAGGAUGGCGUGACGUUUGCAAAUGAGCAGUGGCUGUCUUACACCGGCCAGAGCUUUGAUGAUGCGCUGCGCCUGGGCUUUAUGGAUUUUGUUCAUCCGGAGGACUUGGCCAGGUGCCGCAUUCCUGCUACGCAGCCCGCGUCUUCACCAUCGUCGUCAAACCGAAAGGACAACGGGAGCUCCAGCGCUAGUGACGCCACAAACACACCCACCGGCGUAACAAAGGAGCAUUCGGCGGAGCCUCUGGGCCAUGGGCGAAAAUCAAGCAAGCAAUUUGGCUCCGGCAAGGACGCAGGCUAUCAGCUUGCCAAUCCCGAGAUAGCAGAGCUCGCCAAAAAGGGCGUCAUCAAAGUGGGAACAGACUCCAAUGGCAGACUAUCCUACACGACGGAAGUCCGACUGCGUUCAAAGACUGGAGAGUAUCGGUGGCAUCUCAUUCGCUGUGUUGAGAUUGACACUAUCGACUUUGGCAGCGGCGCAAGUUCCUACUUUGGCUCUGCCACCGAUAUAAACGACCACAAGCUUCUUGAGGCGAAACUGAAAGAAGCCAUGGAAUCAAAGGGCCGUUUCUUGAGCAACAUGUCUCAUGAGAUUCGUACACCCCUUAUAGGGAUAUCGGGCAUGGUGAGCUUCUUGCAGGAUACCACGCUCAAUGAAGAGCAGCGUGAUUACACCAAUACCAUCCAGACAAGCGCAAAUAGCCUCAUCAUGAUCAUCAACGACAUCUUGGAUUUGUCCAAAGUAGACGCGGGAAUGAUGAAGCUAAGAUACGAAUGGUUCCACACUCGUUCGCUCAUCGAGGAUGUCAACGAACUCGUCUCGACCAUGGCCAUUUCCAAGCGACUUGAGCUCAACUACCUCGUCGAUGCGGAUGUCCCAGCAUGGGUGAAGGGAGACAAGGUUCGGAUCCGCCAGGUUCUACUGAACGUCAUUGGAAAUGCCAUCAAGUUCACGUCGGAAGGGGAAGUUUUUAGCCAGUGCAGAGUAUACACUGGGGACGACGCAAUAGUAGGAGAAAACGAAAUCAUGCUCGAGUUUAUCAUUACCGACACUGGCCGUGGCUUCUCUGAAGAAGAAAAGGCACUCAUCUUUAAGCCUUUUAGUCAAAUCGACGAGAGCAGCACUAGACAGCACGGUGGCAGUGGACUCGGCCUGGUUAUUUCAAGACAGCUUGUUGAGCUCCAUGGCGGCAAGAUGGAAGGGACAGCAAUAAUGGGGCAAGGGUCAACUUUCACAUUCACGGCUCGUUGCUCGCUUCCUACGCUCGAAGACCGGCCUAUAAUGCCCAGCAGUCCAGGGUCAACGGCGACAAUCGUGCCUCCUACAGCUGCCGAGGCUGAGCAGCGUGCCCAUGAUGAGAUGCUUCCUUCCCAUCCAACCCAGCGCGCCCACAUCAGGGAUGAUACAAGCUUCACGAGUGCCGGGUUUACUUCUCCCGGAGGCAAUUCAACAGGGAGCUCGAACCAAUCCCCUCACUCUGGCCAGUCGCUUGUUACAGAUCGGUCGUCCAUUACAUCGAUGAAUACGGGGCUGGCUCGUUUCAGCGAGGCUGCUAAAGCUAGCGGUCAAGACCUGUCACAAAUGAAGCUUGAGAUGCCAUCCGACCGGAGCUCAGCGGCGCGGAGUGCAACGCCGGACAAGAAACUGCUCUCUGAAAUAUUCCGCCCGCCAAUGUAUCUGAUACUGAUUAUCUGCCCGCAAACACACAGCCGUGAAGCUACUACACAACACAUUGAGAUGACACUACCAAAAGACGUACCCUAUCAGAUCACUGCUGUCGCUAGUGUUGAAGAGGCCGAAAAUUACAUCGGCGGUGAUGACCCGAUCCGGUUCACUCAUAUAGUCAUCAACCUAGGCGAGGCUGAGGAGGUCAUCAGUGUCAUGGACCAGAUUACAAAGUCUCAGAAGAUGGAUAGUACAAUGAUCCUGAUUCUCUCGGACUCGGUUCAGCGUCAGGAAGUGAUGAAAUACUCGUCUGGCACCAAAUUCGAGCAGCUUUUCUCGGAUAAUUUGGUCAACUUCAUUUACAAGCCCGUUAAGCCAUCGCGCUUUGCAGUCAUCUUCGACCCGGAUAGAAGACGGGAUCUGAGUACCGACUGGAAUAGAUCCACUGCACAACAAAUGCUGGAGAGUCAGAAGGCGAGCUCCCUAGAACUUCAAAAGCGUAUGGGUAACAAGGGCUUCAGGGUUCUACUAGUGGAAGAUAAUCCAGUCAACCAAAAAGUUAUGACCAAGUUCCUGAUGAAGGUUGCAGUCGAUGUGGACAUUGCCGUUGACGGAGAGGAGUGUGUCGAAAGAGUCUUUUCGAAACCUCAUGAGUACUACUCUCUCAUACUGUGCGAUCUCCACAUGCCACGCAAAGAUGGCUAUCAAGCCUGCCGAGAGAUUCGGGAAUGGGAACUGUCGCGUGGCUAUUCUCAGAUGCCCAUCAUUGCACUCUCUGCAAACGUCAUGUCGGACGUUCAAGAAAAAUGUGCUGCGGCGGGAUUCAGCGACUAUGUGACGAAGCCUGUGGACUUUAUUGAUCUCAGCAGGGCCAUGUCCAGAUUUUUCUAA